ACCAGGCUAGGCUAGCAGGACAGAUAGCAGCGCAGAGAGCAGGGGAUACAGUCAAUGUAAACUCAGGAGGACAGCGAAGACAGGACAGGAGAGGGUCCUUCACUUCCAGCAAUGCAAACGCUGAGUGUCGCAGCUAGCUAACGGUAGCGCCGUCCCGACACACGGGGACUGAUCUCGAUGGCAAAGCCGAAGCAACGAUAAAUAAAAGGCGACAUCAACAAGAGAGGGUUAGCUUAGUUUCAAUGUUAUUGUUAAUUAAAAACCACAUAUUGUGACAAUGUCCUGCUCUGGCAACCUGGUUUGGGAUGUAAAUAAACGCUUAAUUGGAUACAACGAGCCGAACACCAUCAGGACCAACUAUUUAGGUAGAAGAGAAUUUGUCCAGAGGCUUAAACUUGAAGGGACACUGAAUGUACACGAUGGCUGCGUCAACACUAUAUCCUGGAACGACACGGGUGAAUAUAUCCUGUCGGGCUCAGACGAUACGUUUUUGGUUAUCAGCAACCCGUACAACAAAAAGGUCAAGAAGUCCAUACGUUCGGGUCAUCGCGCGAACAUCUUCAGUGCAAAGUUCAUGCCCCACACCAACGGCCAGGAGAUCGUCUCCUGCUCCGGAGACGGCAUCAUCUACUACACCCACACCGAGAAGAGUCCUGAGUACAACAGACAGUGUCAGUUCACCUGCCAUUAUGGAACAGCGUAUGAGAUUAUGACGGUACCAAACGACCCCUACACGUUUCUGUCAUGUGGGGAGGACGGCACGGUGCGGUGGUUCGACCUUCGCAUGAAGACCAGCUGCACUAAAGAAGACUGCAAAGAUGACAUCCUGAUAAACUGUCGACGGGCAGCGACGUCUAUAUCCAUCUCACCUCUGGUGCCGUACUACCUGGCCGUGGGCUGCUCUGACAGCUCAGUGCGCAUCUACGACAGACGCAUGCUGGGCACCAGAGCGACGGGUAACUACAUGGGCCGGGGGACGACGGGAAUGUGCGUGAGGUUCGUUCCCGCUCACCUGUCCAACAAGUCGUGUCGCGUAACUUCUCUCUGCUACAGCGAGGACGGUCAGGAGGUGCUGGUCAGCUACUCCUCCGACUACAUCUACCUGUUCGAUCCCAAAGAUGACCAGGCCCGAGAGCUGAAGGGGCCGUCUGAGGAGAGGAGGGAGGAGCUGAGGCAGCCUCCAGUGAAGCGCCUCCGUCUACGAGGUGACUGGUCUGACACUGGACCUCGAGCUCGUCCUGAGAGUGAGAGGGAGAGAGAUGGAGAGCAGAGCCCAAACGUGUCUCUGAUGCAGAGGAUGUCGGACAUGUUGUCCCGCUGGUUUGAGGAGGCCAGCGAAGCUCAGAGCAGCAGAGGAACUCGGCCUCAGACACGACCCCGAGGAACAGCUGUCCGCCCAGAGGGGCCGUCGAAUACUCCGGCUGCCCCUGCAGGAGGCUCCAGUGAGGAGUCCACCAUCCCCGAGAGGCCCGUGGGGACGGACGCCCCAGAGGUACCCGCCGGUCCCGUCGCUGCCGCUGCCGCCAUGCCUAAAUCCACUUCCUCCUCCUCCUCAGGGUCAUCAUCCACAGUCACAGCACCUCCUCCUUCCAGCUCCUCGUCAGCACAGAGUUCUGCCCCUUCCACCUCCCCCCUCACCUCCUCGCCUGACUCGGAGCAGAGGAGUCAGACCGACACGACCACGACCCCCACGCCGACGCCCACGCCCACCUCGGAACCCGCACUCUCAGAGUACGGUCCUCAUCGGCUGCCCAUAAGUUUAGUGUGUAGGCGUUUGCAGAGGUUACUUCGUCUGGCCGACCCACCGGGACGGGGUCAGCGAGCGGCCCCUUCUUCUUCCUCUUCUUCUUCCUCUGCAGCCCCUGAGAGACAGUCACAAAGAGCUGCCACUACUGCCGCUGCUGCCGAGACGCAACCCCGUACAGAUUCCCCCUCGUCUGUGGUAAACAAACAGCUGGGAUCCAUGACUCUUGAUGAACAGCAGGGAGCAGCAGAAGCUGCAGGUUCACCUCCUGAUCAACCCAUUUCUGCACCAGUCAGCAGCAGCUCCCCCACCACCUCCACCCCUACCACUGGCACCAGUCGAUCCAGUACAGCAGAGCCAGUCCUCAGCCUACACUACAGCUCAGAGGGAACCACCACCAGCACCAUCAAGCUGGACUUCACUGAUGAGUGGAGCAGCAACACAUCCAGCUCUAUGGGCGGUGGAGGUCCUAAAGCACCUGAGGCCGUGGCUGCUCAGAGCAGAGAGAGUCUGUCGGUGCAGAGUUCAGUGUCGGAGCAAGCUCCCUCUGAGUCCUCGGGGCAGCAGAGUGUGCCCACAGAGCUGCUGUGCGACGCCUCCUGCUCCGGCGCCCUCAGCAGCACGUCAGCUCGGGCCCCGGCGGAGGUCUCCUCUGAGGGGGCCGCCGUGGCUUCCACGCCGCUGGAGAGGAGUCAGCCAGAGGGUACGGAGGACACAUCAGGAGGGUGCAGGAGAGCAGAGCCCACGGUGGCGGAGGAGGGGGAGGAGGGCCAGAGUCAGCCCGCAAGGGGCAACCAGGACUCUGACGACAGCGAUGACGAUCCCAUUCUCAUCCCAUCCACGAGGUUCAGAGGACAGGGCCAGAGAUUUAAUUCCAGAGGAUCUGCAGUAGGAGAUAGGAUGAUCAGACGCUCAGCAGCCGCUCGUAUCCAGGAGCUGUUUCGCAGGAGGAAAGAGAGAAGGGAGAUGGAGGAGAGCGAGACCCAGAAUAUCAGGAGACCCUCGGUCAAAAUGGUCUACAAAGGCCACCGAAACUCCAGGACAAUGAUUAAGGAGUCAUGUUUUUGGGGCAACAACUUUGUGAUGAGCGGUUCAGACUGCGGCCACAUCUUCAUCUGGGACAGACACACCGCAGAGCACCUCAUGCUGCUGGAAGCCGACAACCACGUGGUCAACUGCCUGCAGCCGCACCCCUACGACCCCAUUCUGGCUUCUUCAGGGAUAGACUACGAUAUCAAGAUUUGGUCGCCGCUAGAAGAGUCGCCAUCUUUCAACAGAGUUCUCGCUAAUGAGGUAAUAACUCGGAAUGAGCUGAUGCUAGAGGAAACUAGGAACACAAUCACAGUCCCAGCCUCUUUCAUGCUCCGAAUGUUGGCCUCCCUAAAUCACAUCCGAUCAGAUCGGCUAGAAGGCGAUCGCUCCGAAGGUUCGGGCCAGGAAAACGAGGACGAGCAGUAGCCUGCCGGCAUUUUAUUUUAAAGAAAACACUAUUUCUUUUUGCUGUAUAGCACUUGAAAAAACCCUGAGAUUUGUACAAGUAUAGUGUAGAAUACUUCCUUUUGAAAAUUAGUGUAAUUUCUAGCCCCCCUGUGUUUUUUUAAGAUGACUUUCUUACUGAUGUUUCUGUUUGAGGAUAAACUACAUCUGCGUUAAUGCAAAAGGCGAGGACGUCAGUAUAUAUGUAAUGGUGAGAAUAAUGGCGGCUGGUGUGCGAGGAUGUUAAGUGCAAUAUUAUUUUUGUUAGGAGAAAGUGAGCUUUGAUCAGUGUUAACGUGUGACAGUUUGAAUUUGUAGCACAAAGCUAAGAAAUGUUGAUGUGCUGCUCCGGCAGUUACGCAUGUAAACAAGGACUUUAAGUAAAACAUACUUGGCGAAUG
Messenger RNA from Chelmon rostratus (copperband butterflyfish), 3621 nucleotides. RefSeq names its product ddb1 and cul4 associated factor 6 (gene dcaf6). Gene Ontology annotation, molecular function: protein binding. The record is from RefSeq and is a predicted model, not a curated record. Gene Ontology annotation, biological process: positive regulation of transcription by RNA polymerase II. Lineage: Eukaryota; Metazoa; Chordata; Actinopteri; Chaetodontiformes; Chaetodontidae. Bases 278 to 3202 code for a protein of 974 amino acids. Gene Ontology annotation, cellular component: cytoplasm; Cul4-RING E3 ubiquitin ligase complex. The transcript has 21 exons.